Messenger RNA from Aspergillus mulundensis, 1551 nucleotides. RefSeq lists its product as uncharacterized. Gene Ontology annotation, molecular function: transmembrane transporter activity. The coding region runs from base 1 to 1551 and encodes 516 amino acids. NCBI's taxonomy places the organism in Eukaryota, Fungi, Ascomycota, Eurotiomycetes, Eurotiales, Aspergillaceae. The transcript is spliced from 2 exons. The record is from RefSeq and is a predicted model, not a curated record. Gene Ontology annotation, biological process: transmembrane transport.
AUGCCUGCCCACGAUCUGAUGAGCCCGACAUCAUUCGUUCCUGAGCAGAAAGAUGGCACCAAGCAAGUGGCUUCAUCAGCAGAGUCCGUGACCUCCAACGAGCCGUACUGCAUCACGAGCACCCGGCGAAAGAUCUUCAUCAUGUGCAUGACCAGCCUCGCCAUGGUCAUCACCAUGGUCCCGACCAACAUCGUGCUGCCCGUCCUUCCCAUUCUCCAGGACAAGUACAGCGUGACGACGACGCAGAUGAACCUACUUGUCACCGUCUUCUCAAUUUUUCAAGGCAUCACCCCGGCUCUAAUGUCUGCGCUGUCCGAUCUCCAAGGGCGGCGGAUGGCAUGGAUGUUCACGCUGGUCAUCUACACCGCGGCCAAUAUCGGCCUCGCUCUGCAAAACAGCUAUGUCGCGCUGAUCAUCCUCCGAUGCCUGCAGAGUGUUGGAAGCAGCUGCGCCAUUCCAUUCGGCUUUGCAGUUGCGGCCGAUAUCUCAUCUCCGGCGGAACGAGGUCGAUUCAUCGGCCCUUUGCAGGGCUGUGUGAUGGGAGCAUUUGCGUUCGGACCAGUUAUCGGAGGCCUGUUGGAGCCCAGCUUGGGGUGGAGAAGCAUCUUUUGGUUCCUCGCCAUUGGGAGCGGUACAGCCCUGGUCGCCUACUUCGUGGUCAUCCCUGAGACGGCUCGCAAUAUCGUCGGGAACGGUUCCAUUGAGCCAAAAGGAUGGUGGAGGCGGCCAAUGGUGGAGAAUGUUCAACGGCGUCUGCAAGCAAGCUCGAAACAGGCAGACGCACAAGGGCCGUCAGAAAAGCCUCAACAGGAACGAAUCAAGGUGGCACAAAUCCUCAGAGCGUUCACCAUUCUCGCCGAGAAGGACGCUUUGAUUCUGGUCAUCUUUACCAGUCUUUUCUACUCAGGCGUCACAUCCAUGUGGGCAACCACCGGAAGUCACUUCAACAGUCUGUACGGGCUCAGUACGCUCGAGGUUGGCUUUUCCUUCUUACCAUACGGAAUCGCCGGCGGCAUUGGUUCAAUCAUUGGCGGCAAACUAGUUGAUAUCAACUACCGACGCAUCCAGAAACAACAGUACCAGAGUCUCAAGUCAGAUUCAACGCCUGAACAGCCCAUCGACUUCCCUUACGAGGUUGCGAGACUGCAAGUUGCGAUUCCGUUCGCGCUCCUGGCGGCAUUAUCCCUUAUCACGUAUGGCUGGAUGGUGGAAACAGGCCAGUCACUUGCGGUUUCAUUGACCCUGCAAGCAUUGAUUGGCCUGGGUGGAAAUCCGUUGCUGGGGACUAUCUACACGCUGCUGAUCGACCUCUACCCAGCCCAGGCCGUGGCAACUCAGGGGGCAGCGGAUCUGGUUAGAUGCUGGCUCGGUGCCAUUGCAGCUGCAGUCAUUGACUACAUGCUGUCCGGCAUCGGCUGGGGGUGGUCCUUUACCAUUCUUGGGUUACUGAUGAUGCUGGCCAUGCCGGCAUUGGGUCUGGUGUAUGUACGCGGGCCUAAGUGGCGCAAGGAAAGCGGGGCCAGCAGUCUAAGUGAAAAGCAAGUACUCUAA